AUGCGGCGAUCGAAUCGCUGUAAAUCUGAAAAGUCGACAGUCGCCAGCGACAUCGUUGCUGUGUGGACGUGUACGCCGUGCGUGAGCGAUUUUAAAAUGGCGGACCUACGUAAAUAUUCUCGGGCUUUUGUAACUGAAUUUAUAGAAUUAUACCAGGAAUUACCUUCAUUAUGGAUGGUUAAGAGUAAAGAUUACUCAAACAGAGAUUUAAAGUCACAAAGCUAUGAGAUAUUAGUGGGAAAAUUUAAGGAGGUGGAGCCAAACGCUGAUCGAGAUUUUGUGAUAAAAAAAAUUAAAGAUAUGAGGGAUGUUUGGCGAAAACAACACGAAAAGAUUGAAAAAAGCUUGAAAUCCGGAAUGGCUGUGGAAGAUAUUCCUACUCCAUCAUUAUGGUAUUAUGAUUUACUCAACUUCUUGAAAGAUCAAGAGACGACUAGAAGUUCAAUAACUAACAUUAAAAUAGGAAACAAAGAUCGGGUAAAAUAA
Molecule: messenger RNA, 486 nt
Organism: Parnassius mnemosyne (clouded apollo)
Lineage: Eukaryota; Metazoa; Arthropoda; Insecta; Lepidoptera; Papilionidae
Source: the annotation of a GenBank genome assembly